AUUUAUCACCUCCGUUCAUUCUCACCUCCAUGCAACAUUGUCUAACGGAGUAUAUAAUAAAUGAACGGAGGUGAAAAAUAUCCUUAUCGAUAAUUAAUAUCACACGUGAAAUUGCGAGGUUAAAAAAUGUUCAUUGUUCUAUUUAGAAAAUGGGAAGAGCUACAAACGCGACGAAGGAAUACAAAGAGAAACAAAAAGAACGAAUGAGAAAAAAUAGAGAAAAAAUAAAAAACGAUCCUGUUAAAUAUGAACAGCAGAAACAACGGGAGAGAGAGCGAUAUCAUCGUCGUAAGGCUGCUAGUAAAAUAAAAAUUGUAUCCCAAAUGACGGAACGAGAGAAACGACUGAAAAGGAAACAAUGGAAAGAACGAAGCAAACGUUAUUAUGCCCGUAAGAAAGUUGAAAGACAGGUGGCAGAGGUAGAACUGCAGAGGAUGAUUGAAGAAAAUACUCCACCAAAUACACCACCGCCCAUAGCUAUAAAUGUAGAUAGAAGAAGACGAGUUGAAGAAAAUAAUCCACCACAUACACCACCGCCCAUAGCUGCUAAUGUAGAUAGAAGAGCUGAAAGUGGAAGAGUAAAAAGAAGGCGACACUUAAAAAAAUUAAAUGAUACAAUUUCGGUUUUGGAGGAGAAACUUGCAAAAGAAAAAAAACGCGCCAACAAGUAUAUAGUAAAAUUACAUCGAAUUAAGAAAAAGACAACUCAGCAAAUAGAUAAUAGAACCGAAAAUUCCAGUCCAUCAAAAGUAGUAGAGGAAAUGACAGUAGGCGUAAAUGUUACCCCCGAAAUAAAGAAAAGUAUUUUGUUUGCCGAAACAAUUAAAAAACAACUAAAAAUAAACUAUUGCAAACUAAAGAGACAUGAAGAGAGAACAAUAUUUAAAAAGCAGCUGUUAGGGACCGUAGUAAGCAAAUAUAAGUUCAAAAGUGCAUUGCAGAAAGUUACCUCCAUGUCUUCUUGCAAAAGAAAGGCGAUAAUUUCUAAGAGAAAAUUAGCUUACGACACAUUGAAAAAAUCGAUUCAUGCAUUCUUUAAAAGGGACGAUAAUACCACUUUAACUCCCGGGAUAAAAGAUACUAUUACUCGUCACAAAACUAAAAUGCAAAAAAGAUAUUUAAAUGACACACUGUUGUCACUGCACAAAAAGUUUACAAAUGAACAAAAAUGUAAAAUAUCCUAUCAAACUUUCUGUAAAUGCAGACCUUUCUGGGCGGUACAGAAAGAUAUUAAUAAACGAGACACAUGUAAAUGUAUGUUACAUGAGAAUAUGCAUUUGAUAAUAUAUAAACUAAAAAUCAAUAAUUUAAUACAAGAAAAGAACGCUCAAGAAAUCAUAAAGAACGUGUGUUGUAAGGAUACAAAAGAAAAGUGCUUAUCAAGGCAAUGUGAGGAAUGUAUAAAUGAAAAUGUUAGAGUGAAUAAUGAUUAUGAGAAAACUGACACAUUGAUGUAUGAACAAUGGAAAGUAAUAAAAGAGACAAGAGUAAUAAAAGGUUGCGAGAAAAUAAUCAAAAGGACAGUUAAAAUAAAGAUAAGAGCCACAAAAGCAGAGCUGGUGAAUGCUUUAAUAGCAAGUCUUCCAGAAUUUUUUUGUCAUGAGAGAAAUUUACGUCAUCAAUCGAGCAUAGUACGAAAGAUUAAAUCGGGUUUAAAGAUUAAUGAUGUAUUAAUCCACAUGGACUUCUCUGAAAACUACCAAUGUAAAUAUGCUGAAGAAGUCCAAUCUGCCCAUUUUGGUAGUUCCAAGCCCCAACUAUCUCUUCAUACUGUGGUUGUUUAUCGAAAAGGUAUUGGCAGUGAUCCUGUACCAACAUCCUUUUGUACUGUUUCAGAAAACUUAAGUCACGAUGCAUUUGCCAUAAUGGCACAUCUUGAGCCCAUUUUUUCCUUUGUGAAAUAUAAUUACCCAGAAAUAAAUAACUUCCAUUUUGUCUCUGACGGACCCACUACACAAUAUAGAAAUAAGACAAUUUUCUCUCUGAUUCAAAGGUAUCUCUCAAAAAUGUUAGAGGCAGAGAUGAUUAGGUGGCAUUAUUCUGAAAAGGGUCACGGGAAAGGUGCCCCUGAUGGAAUUGGUGCUACCAUUAAACGAUCAGCUGAUUCACUGGUUGCUAAAGGAAAAGACAUUCCCGAUUUUAACACUUUUGUAAAGUUAUUGUCGAAUGUAAGUCCCAAGAUUACUGUAAUUGGCCUCAAUAUUACAGAAGAAACAUUAAACAAAAUAAGGAAUUAUAUUCCUCAACAGCUUCAAACUUUUCCUGGGACUUUUAAGGUUCACGAAGUAGUGUAUAACCUGAAAGAAUCAUACAUGGACAUGCGUGAGCUAUCAUGUCUUGAAUGCAAGUCUACCUGUUCCCAUUUUUUACUUGGAGUAGUAAGAGACCAUGAACGACUGCAUUAUGAAGAUGUUUAUUCUUCAAACGAGGACGAAGAACUCGUGGAUAAAGAAUUACCAGAAACAGAGACUAUACUACCUCAAACUAUCAACCUCCGUGAAAAUGAUUGUUUUGGUUUCAUUUAA
Messenger RNA from Psylliodes chrysocephalus, 2525 nucleotides. The record is from the annotation of a GenBank genome assembly. Lineage: Eukaryota; Metazoa; Arthropoda; Insecta; Coleoptera; Chrysomelidae.